UCGUGUCAAUCGCGACUUCUCGGGUCAUUCCGACAAGCUCGGAAAUGGCGCUUUACGUUUGCAGGAAAGGCCCGAGAAUAUGUGAAUCACGUGCGGGAGCGCGGGUUCUAAUCCAGGACACGACAUUCACAUCAUGGAAGGGACAUGAUACAGUGAUGAACAAUUAACGAUGUACGGAGUGUAAUUUCGGAUAUGACUAUGUCUGCUUACAUGCAUGUGCACGUCCAAUGGAAAGUAAAUUUUAUCUUUUACGUGUGCAAACUUGAAGCGGGUGUUCUUGGCAAUAUGCAAUUCGAUGAUGGUUCCAAAGCACGAAUCAGCCCGAUUGUGAACAAUUGCAGUGCACGGUCGAUAUUUGAAGAGCGCUGUAGUUCUAGAGAAUCGGGUACAUUUGUCAAAGAUGCGAAUACAUUCAUCAAAGACACAACCAUAUCAUCCAAUGAACACCAGCGAGUAACACGGAAGUGUUUUCUUAAAUCUGUUAUCUACCUCCAUGUAAUCAUAAGUACACCAUCAUUAGUCCAAUUAAGAUGGUCCUGUCAAGUACAGGUAUUACAAGUCACACGUCUUCUGCUGAUCCAUUAGUAGGUGCUCAGGAAAGAAGGAAAAUCAUGGCUGUCAGAUCUAGACCUUCAGAUUGUGUGAAGGAAAAACAUGGCUGUCAGAUCUAGACCUUCAAGUUGUGUGAAGGAAAAACAUGACUGUCAGAUCUAGACCUUCAGAUUGUUGAUGGAAAACAUGGCUGUCAGAUCUAGACCUUCAAGAUGUGUGAAGGAAAAACAUGGCUGUCAGAUCUAGACCUUCAAGUUAUGUGAAGGAAAAACAUGACUGUCAGAUCUAGACCUUCAGGUUGUUGAUGGAAAACAUGGCUGUCAGAUCUAGACCUUCAGGUUGUGUGAAGGAAAAACAUGGCUGUCGGAUCUAGACCUUCAGGUUGUGUGAAGGAAAAUCAUGAUUGUCAGAUCUAGACCUUCAGGAUGUGUGAAGGAAAAACAUGGCUGUCGGAUCUAGACCUUCAGGUUGUUGAAGGAAAAACAUGGCUGUCAGAUCUAGACCUUCAGGACAUGUGAAGGAAAAACAUGGCUGUCACAUCUUGACCUUCAGGUUGUGUGAAGGAAAAACAUGGCUGUCACAUCUUGACCUUCAGGUUGUGUGAAGGAAAAUCAUGAUUGUCAGAUCUAGACCUUCAGAUUGUGUGAAGGAAAAACAUGGCUGUCAGAUCUAGACCUUCAGGUUGUUGAAGGAAAAACAUGGCUGUCAGAUCUAGACCUUCAGGUUGUGUGAAGGAAAAACAUGGCUGUCGGAUCUAGACCUUCAGGUUGUGUGAAGGAAAAACAUGGCUGUCAAAUCUAGACCUUCGGGUUGUUGAAGGAAAAACAUGGCUGUCAGAUCUAGACCUUCAGAUUGUGUGAAGGAAAAACAUGGCUGUCAGAUCUAGACCUUCAGGUUGUUGACGGAAAAACAUGGCUGUCAGAUCUAGACCUUCAGGUUGUGUGAAGGAAAAACAUGGCUGUCGGAUCUAGACCUUCAGGUUGUGUGAAGGAAAAACAUGGCUGUCAAAUCUAGACCUUCGGGUUGUUGAAGGAAAAACAUGGCUGUCAGAUCUAGACCUUCAGAUUGUGUGAAGGAAAAACAUGGCUGUCAGAUCUAGACCUUCAGGUUGUUGACGGAAAAACAUGGCUGUCAGAUCUAGACCUUCAGGUUGUUGAAGGAAAAACAUGGCUGUCAGAUCUAGACCUUCAGGUUGUUGAAGGAAAACCAUGGAUGUCAGAUCUAGACAUUCAGGUUGUGUGAAGGAAAAUCAUGGCUUUCAGAUCUAGACCUUCAGCUUUUCCUGUUAGUAUUUUGUUCCAAGUUGUGCUUGAAACAUUUCAAAUGUGUACAUUAAUUUCAGCGAAACUGAUACCUAUGUACUUAUACCUAAUUACAAUAGUGGAUAUAGGCAACUUUCAUGUAGAGUGUAUAUUAGCAUGUGCAUGAAGAGUGAAAUUGUUGUUUCGUGCUAAUGUAUUGGUUUCUACAAUCAUAUAAUUGUUUUAAUGGCGUAUAAUGGUGAAU
Ostrea edulis (European flat oyster) is the source of this 2058-nucleotide messenger RNA. RefSeq lists its product as uncharacterized. Bases 193 to 585 code for a protein of 130 amino acids. The record is from RefSeq and is a predicted model, not a curated record. Lineage: Eukaryota; Metazoa; Mollusca; Bivalvia; Ostreida; Ostreidae. The transcript is spliced from 4 exons.